AUGGCAUACUUCUUCUCGACGCCAGUCGACAUCGACAUUGUCCUGGAUGAUGGAGACGACCGGCAGAUGGUGGAUAUGAAGACGGAGAAGGGCCGCAGAGAAAAGGCACCGCUUUACAAAGACGGAGAGUCUGUGAAAGGCGCUGUCACGAUACGACCGAAGGAUGGAAAGAGAUUGGAACAUACUGGAAUCAAGGUUCAAUUUAUCGGGACCAUUGAAAUGUUCUUUGACCGCGGAAACCACUACGAAUUCCUCUCCUUGGGCCAAGAGCUAGCUGCGCCUGGAGACCUUCAACAUCCUCAAGCCUUUGAUUUCAACUUCAAGAAUGUCGAAAAACAAUAUGAGUCCUACAGCGGCAUCAAUGUCAGACUCAGAUACUUCGUCCGCGUUACCGUAUCCCGAAGAAUGGCGGACGUAAUCAGAGAGAAGGAUAUCUGGGUGUACUCGUACAGGAUACCACCUGAGAUGAACAGCUCAAUCAAGAUGGACGUUGGUAUUGAAGACUGUCUCCACAUCGAAUUCGAGUACUCAAAGUCAAAGUACCAUCUGAAAGAUGUCAUUGUAGGGCGCAUAUACUUCCUUCUCGUCAGACUGAAGAUCAAGCAUAUGGAGCUUUCGAUUAUCAGGCGGGAGACGACUGGCGCAGCGCCUAAUCAAUAUAAUGAGAGUGAGACUUUGGUCAGGUUCGAGAUCAUGGAUGGCUCUCCAUCAAGAGGAGAAACUAUUCCCAUCAGACUCUUCCUUGGGGGGUUUGAUCUUACCCCCACAUUCCGGGAAGUCAACAAGAAGUACUCUACCAGAUAUUACCUCAGUCUCGUGCUUAUUGACGAAGAUGCACGACGCUACUUCAAGCAAUCCGAAAUCGUGCUUUACCGUCAAGCACCAGAAAUUGCAGCUGGUGCGGGGCAGCAAACUCAGAUCGCAGGUGCACCACCACCAGAGAGAGCGCAGGUUCCGCAGGCAGCGUAA
This is a messenger RNA of Hyaloscypha bicolor E, 969 nucleotides long. RefSeq names its product vacuolar protein sorting-associated protein 26B-A. Gene Ontology annotation, cellular component: retromer complex; endosome. The record is from RefSeq and is a predicted model, not a curated record. Bases 1 to 969 code for a protein of 322 amino acids. Gene Ontology annotation, biological process: retrograde transport, endosome to Golgi; intracellular protein transport. Lineage: Eukaryota; Fungi; Ascomycota; Leotiomycetes; Helotiales; Hyaloscyphaceae. The transcript has 4 exons.